Microtus ochrogaster (prairie vole) is the source of this 6958-nucleotide messenger RNA. RefSeq names its product protein geranylgeranyltransferase type I subunit beta (gene Pggt1b). Lineage: Eukaryota; Metazoa; Chordata; Mammalia; Rodentia; Cricetidae. Gene Ontology annotation, molecular function: CAAX-protein geranylgeranyltransferase activity. Gene Ontology annotation, biological process: protein geranylgeranylation. Gene Ontology annotation, cellular component: CAAX-protein geranylgeranyltransferase complex. The record is from RefSeq and is a predicted model, not a curated record.
UGUCGCUUCACGGAGCAGCAUGGCGGCCACGGAGGAUGAGAGGUUGGCUAGCGGAGAGGGAGAGCGGCUGGAUUUCCUGCGGGACCGGCACGUGCGGUUCUUCCAGCGCUGCCUCCAAGUCUUGCCAGAGCGCUAUUCUUCCCUGGAGACCAGCAGGUUGACAAUUGCGUUCUUUGCCCUCUCAGGCCUGGACAUGUUGGAUUCCUUAGAUGUGGUGAACAAAGAUGAUAUAAUAGAAUGGAUUUAUUCCUUGCAGGUUCUUCCCACAGAAGACAGGUCAAAUCUAAAUCGCUGUGGUUUCCGAGGCUCUUCAUACCUGGGUAUUCCAUUCAACCCAUCAAAGAGCCCUGGAACAGCUCAUCCUUAUGACAGUGGACACAUAGCAAUGACCUACACUGGCCUUUCAUGUCUAAUUAUUCUUGGAGAUGACUUAAGCCGAGUAGAUAAAGAAGCUUGUUUAGCAGGCUUGAGAGCACUUCAGCUUGAAGACGGGAGUUUUUGUGCUGUCCCUGAAGGCAGUGAGAAUGACAUGAGGUUUGUGUACUGCGCUUCCUGUAUCUGCUACAUGCUCAACAACUGGUCAGGCAUGGAUAUGAAGAAAGCAAUCAGCUACAUUAAAAGGAGUAUGUCUUAUGACAAUGGGCUGGCACAGGGAGCGGGACUUGAAUCUCAUGGAGGAUCAACCUUUUGUGGCAUUGCAUCACUGUGCCUGAUGGGUAAACUGGAAGAAGUUUUUUCAGAAAAAGAACUAAACAGGAUAAAGAGAUGGUGUAUAAUGAGGCAGCAGAAUGGAUACCAUGGAAGACCUAAUAAGCCUGUUGACACCUGUUACUCCUUCUGGGUGGGAGCAACUUUAAAGCUUCUGAAAAUUUUCCAGUAUACUAACUUUGAAAAGAACAGGAAUUACAUCUUAUCAACUCAGGAUCGCCUGGUGGGAGGAUUUGCCAAAUGGCCAGACAGUCACCCAGACGCUUUGCAUGCAUACUUCGGGAUCUGCGGCCUGUCACUAAUGGAGGAGAGUGGAAUCUGUAAGGUUCAUCCUGCUCUGAAUGUAAGCACACGAACUUCUGAGCGCCUUCAAGAUCUUCAUCAAAGCUGGAAGACCAAGGACUCUAAAGAGUGUUCAGAGAAUGUCCAUAUUUCUACUUGACUGACCCUGGGUCGUGGGUUUGUAGCAUAAUUGUAGCUCAAGGUUAAAAGCCAUGUGUAACCAAGUGUGCUCUUUUUUAAGGAGUAGUCUUAAGUCAAAGCUUGUACUGCUAACACUGCAGGAUUGGUCUUGAUCCAGUAACCACUGUACUGGAUGUCAAGACCUCCGCAGGACUCUGUUGUGGCUCUUAAGUGUUUAUACCGUGUUUCUGAGAAGUUUCUUGGGGGAGAUCUGCUAUAUGUAUGUAUGUGUGUUAUCUUCUUAAAACCCUUCAGUACAAGUUCUGGCUUACAAUGGACAUAAUUCUUCAAGUUUACACUUCAUAUGGCAUUGAUAAUCUUAAGGUGAGCAUUUAGUGAUCACUUAAAAAUGUCUACUGCUGAUGGUAAGAAAUUUGCUUUAUCCAAUUAAGUAUCUGGAUUAUUCUUUAAAAAUCGAUGCUCUUAUAAUUUUCUUCAAGAAUAACAUAUUUUGUGUUAUUCUUAAGAUGUGCCAACUAGAUUUGUGUAACCUAAACUGAUGAAAUUAAAAGUUCAUAGUAAGGAAAAAUGAGCUUAACUAAUACUAUAGUUUUCUACAAGAGAGUACUACAACUGAGGGAGAAGUGAUUGAACUGUGAAAUUAUGAAUGAGAAGCUUCUGUGUUGUGUGUCUUUAUUAGAGGUUUCUUGGAUGAGUACCUGUUCUGUUUUGUUUUAAUCCCAAAUCACUGGCUACUUUUUGUCCGGGGCAAGGGAGGAGAUAAUCUUGGCUAUUUAGAAACAAAGACAUUCGGUGUUCUAUUCUUCUGAAGUUCAUGAUACUGUAAAUUAUACUUGUACAGUUCUUUUUAGUUGCUUGGCUGUUUUAUUUUCUUUUUGUUUUUCCUCAGUAUUUUAUAGCCACUAUAGUUAGCUGCUUUAUCUUUCAUUUACCAGGUUGAGCAUCUUUAAUCCAAAAUUCAAUAUCUGGCCAGGUAUAGUGAGGCAUAUGCCUUUAACUCAGCACUCAGGAGGUAGAGGCAGGCAGAACUCUGUGAGUUCAAGGGCAGCUAGAACUACAUAGUGAGACCUUGUCCAUCCGCUCCCCCCCCAAAAAAAAACAGCAACAAAAAUAAUAAAAAUCCAUUAUCUGAAAUGGUCCAGAAUCUAAGUUUUUUUUACUGUCAGUAUGACACAGUUGGAAAAUUCCAGCACUUCAUGCAGCAGGUCUCAGAUGAAUUUCAGGGACACAGUAAAUAGUGUGUAAAGCUGUUUGAAACUACUGAUUAAAAGGUAUGAAAUAAAUGCAUUCCUUGUUCAGGUGCGGGUCCCAUCUGCAAGGUAAAGUGUAUAUGUAAAUGAUCCGAAAUCUGAACACAGAAUCUAAAAUCUGAAGCAUUACUUUUAGUUCCAUGCGUUCUGGAUAGUGAGACUCAGCCUGGAAAUGAUUUUCUAAUGUUUUUAAGUUUGAUAAAUCUUUAACUACAAACAGAACCAUGGAAGUAUACAUAAUCGUUUCUAUUUUUCUAUUUUUGACUAAGUGGGAAGAAAAUAUAUCCAUCUAGAGGGGAUAAACUAUGGUUUUACUUAUUCAUUGUCUUAUCUUAAUUCUGUGAACUAACAACCAAAAGAAGUUGGUGUAAAAUUCUUUGUUAGCAAUCAACUUGUCAUUAAAUCACAUCCAUGACUUGGUGACAAGAGGGAAAUUUCUUUCUUUUUUUUUUUAAAGCUUUAUUUAUUAUGUAUACAACAUUCUUCCUCCAUGUAUGCCCGCAAGCUAGAGGAGGGCGCCAGAUCUCAGUACAGAUGGCUGUGAGCCACCAUGUGGUUGCUGGGAAUUGAACUCAGGUCCUCUGGAAAAGCAGCCAGUGCUCUUAACCUCUGAGCCAUCUUUCCAGCCCCACAAGAGGGAAAUUUCUUCACUAGAGGAAAUGGAUGUGUUGGUCUUGUUCAUAAUAAAAGUUAUAUCAUUAAUCUACAGACAUCAUUGUAAAAGCUAAAUUAUUAGUGUUACUGGGUAGAUAAUAACAUCUUCAUUAUUAACUAAAGAGACAUUUCCUAAAUAAUAUUUCAAAAGGGAAACCUGGCAUAUGAUUAAAAAUAAUACAGAACUUAUUGGCAUGUUUAGUUUUAGAGUUGAGUUUGCAAAGUCCAGUAAAGCAGUUUUGGGAGUCUAGCUCAUGGCCCUGACUCCCUGGCUUUGAUCCUUGGCCCCAAAACUAACAAACCAACCGAAUCCUCUUUAUAAAUCAGUCUUUCAGUGGUGGAGAGAAAAGCUUUACCAACAAACGUUACCAUCCCAUGGGUUGUUCCAGUUGUUUCUGUGUAAAUCCAAGCAAAUAACAACAAUCCUGUCUCAAACUGAGUCAUCUCUUAGACAUUAAGAACUGAAACAGCGAUAUGGAAAUGCUCUAGGUGUGUAGCAGAAGCCAAUGCUUUUCUUGAGUUGCUGUCAGUUAUUAAUAAGUAGAAGAUUUAUAACAUAAAAGUAAUUUAUAUUUUCAAACUCCUUGAGUAAUUUAUUGGCAAAGGAAUAUUAAUGGCAGAAUAAUUUUACUAUACUCUAAGAGCCUAGGUUCCACGUGAUACUUUAUGGACCAGUGAAUGUUUGUGUUUCAUAGAAACAUAUCAACCAAAAAAUGUUGAGUUGUUUUGAAGUACGGAAAAACUAUUUCUAGCUUUCCCUAAAUAGUUGUAUCUAAGAAAAUAUUUAUUAAUAAAGUAAAUUCUAAGCACUGUUUUACAUAGAACCUGUUCUCUAGCAGAAGUGACAGUAAGAGGAGAAACAUGAAGUGAAGAUGUGCAGCACCCUUCCCUCCCAGCCGGCCUCCUCCAUUUCCUUAGUGUACUUUCGAAGAGUAAUAGCAAGAAACAUUUAUUUAUCACCUACAGUUUUAGGUUUGACCUGUAAUACUUGUUUUUAUUAGACUUUUAAAUAGGUAUUUAUAAGUAAUAAAGUUCAAAUAUAAAUUUUGCUGACAGUGGUGAUAAUUUGAAGUGUCAGACCUGAUAGUAUUUGAUAAACAGAGUGAUGGAGGUUGUCUGAAGCAGGGUGACUUGAGGUUUAUACCACAUAUCUGCCCGUGAACUGCAUGAUCUUAGAGCCAAUUUUCCCUGUUGGUAAAAUGAAGUAAACAGUAGAAUAAUUUCACUAGGCAGAUCAGGAUUAAAUGAGAUAGUAUAUUAAAAGCACUUUUUCUAAUUAUAGUUUCAUAUGACCAUAAAAGUGUUUUUAAAAAUUUCUUAUACAAGAGAAAUCUUAACAGGGUUUAAACUGAAGGAAGAUGCUGCCAAGAGAGUAGCUUUUUAACUUUCCCAAUAAGUAACAGAAGGAAUAUCAAGUAUAGCCCCAGUCAUUGCAAAACUAGGUGACAGGUAGUACCAGCCUGAGCCUCAGCAUACAAGUGAAAGAACAAAUGUGACCUGUGUGGUUUUGGCCAGCGUAGUUUCACCUCUACAGAGGAUCGAGGAGGAAAGCAGCCUGGUUCUGAAGCCCUGCAAAUCGGAGAACUGUGGUAUUGCCAUGUUCUCACUGCAGAGGGCAGUGGGCAAUCUGAAAAUGAAGGCUGAAACCCGACAGAGCUGUGCAGAAUCCUGCCAGUGAUCUGGUGAGUGCGGGACAGUGGAAGGUAUGUUGGUCAUAGUAAAUAGGACAACCUGGCCUGAUCUGUGUACUGUUUGAAGUUAGGGAAAGCACAGCACUGGGAAGAAACUAGUAGAAUUAGAAUCCAAACUGGACAGGCUAGGCAUGAGACAUAAAGGAGAGAGAGCUAAAAUAAGUAUUGGGAGGAAACACCCGUAGACACAGAUGCAUAAAUAUAGGCAUGUUCAAUCACUUAAAUCACAGGAAAAGGAAGGGUACUGAAAAGAUAGAGCCACUUUGGAGCCACUUUCUAGAGCAACUCUUCUUUCUCAACAACAGUUUAACCUAAAGAAAAAAAACAGGUGAGCAUUCAGUUCCCAGAAUUAGAGUGAACCAGACCAAGGCCCAUGAAACCUAACACUAGGCCAUGAGAGCAUAUAGUGUUUGCAAUGACACACAUUGUCUCAGAACUGGAGCAAGGAAGAGAGCGGAGAAAUAUGUAUAGCUCAAUAAAAACAAUUAAAAAAGAAUUGGAGCACGGAGCAAAACGAAACCAAGCGGAGGAAGGAGGCAAAACAAUAAUGCAAAAGCCAGUUAGUCUUAAGUCAGGAAAUGCAAAGUCUUUUUUGGCAUGGUCGAAAUCCUCAGGGAAUUUAAGACACAGAGGAGGAGCAAGCAGGAAAACAUAAGUGACAAAGGGAAGGGCCACUAAACACAACUGAUUGCCAGUUGUCUUAGGAUUCUCACACAAAUUCAAAGGAAGUUUUUAGAGAAAAAUGCAAAUUGAUAAAAUUCAAUGCAGAGAAUAGAGCUACCAUAGGAAAAUGCAAACAAAAGAUCAUUGUACAAUCUUGUAAGACUGAAGAAUCUCAAUAUUGCUUUAAUAAUUCCAGAGGCUAGAAGAAGGAUGGAUCUUGAACCUCAAAUUGCUCCAUAAAAGGAAAAUUUUCUCAUGUUUACCUUGUAAAGUUGAUAAAAUGACAUAAAUUUAAAAACACAACAAAAAUUAUGGCAAAAAAGCAAAUUCUGGGCCAUUCAGGCUUACUAGUAUCUCCACAGACUGGGGCAAUAGCUCUUUUGGUGGUGUUUGCCACUCAGUCACAAAGACCUGAGCUUGAUCCCCAGCACCCAAGGUAAAAGCCAAGCUUGAUAUUGCGCACUUGUUCCCAGCGCUGAGAAAGCAGAAACAGGCAGAUGCUGGAACCUGUCGGCUAGCCAGCCCAGCCUAAUCGAUGAGCCCCAAAUCCCCCAACAACCCUUCCUAGAAAUAAGGUGAGGCAGGGGAGCUCUUUCAGUUGGUAGAGGCUCUUGCUACACAAGCCUGACAACCAAAUUAGAUUUCCUAGAAUCCGUGUAAAGGUGGAAAGAGAAAACCAGCUCCACAGAGUUGUCCUAUGGCCUCGUGCACGUCAUGACAUGUAUACCCAAAAACACUAAUAAUAAUACAUCUUAAAACCUUAUGUGACAAGCUGAAGAGAACUGAGGUUGACCUCAGGCCUCCACACACCUACAAACACAAACUUAACUAUCAGUACAAAUUACUCAGUGAUUUGUUAGGCCCACAACCCAGAAGCACUUGAAAGAGGGAAUAAAAUCAUGCCUCAAUUGAGUUCGUAUUAGAAAUGAAGGAUAAUUCAGCUUUCGAAAAGCUUAAUAAGGUGUUAAAGAAAAGACAUUUGAUUUAGAAACUGAUAAAUAAUUCCCUAACAUUGCACCUCUACCCUGGAGGCAAGCAUCCUACUGUUGAAUCCAAAGAGCCUUUCUGAUGAAGCCAGAACAAGACUCUGCUUGCUGUGUCCUUUACUCCUUAAUACCACACGAGAACUUGUAGCCAAGGAAGAUUAGAGCACAGAUGUCAGUCAGGAAGAGAUCAGACUUGGCAAACAGGAUCAUCUACUUGAAAAACCCCCAAGGAAUUUUUUGAGUUACCAAACCGUAAGAGAACCUAAGUAGCUGUGGUCGUUAGCGUGCAGGCAGCGCGAGGAUUGCGUUUUCACAGUUCCACAAGGUGGAGCCCAGUGUUGUCAGAAAUUACCUUCUUCCAGCCAGGUCUGCUGUUGUGAGCUUUCCAUAAGUGCGACUGUAUGGUGUACACUGUGUCUUACUUGGCUUCUUUGCCCUAGAAGAGAACACAAGGGCUUUCUGGUGCUGAUUACAUAGGUGCAUUCAUUUUAUGAAUAUUUACCAAGCUGUACCAUCAAUCAUGCUUUGUGCACUGUUCUGUGUAUGUAAAUACAACUCAAUAAAAAUGUUUAGUUAAAAAAAG